Molecule: messenger RNA, 336 nt
Organism: Fusarium verticillioides 7600
Lineage: Eukaryota; Fungi; Ascomycota; Sordariomycetes; Hypocreales; Nectriaceae
Exons: 1
Coding region: 1-336 (111 amino acids)
Source: RefSeq, a predicted model, not a curated record
AUGGCAACAGGCUUGAAGUUUGCCUUGACCAACGAAUUGCAUCCCGAGGGUCCGGGGCGUUUCACCCCUCUCCAUGGAAAUAAGAGUGGUGCCAUUCCCGUCUUGGUCGUUUACUUUAGACCCUGCUGUCGCAUCAUCGAAUCCCUAAAAGGCGUCAUUAUGCUAGGAGAAAUGAAUUGCGGCUCGUCGGGCUUUUCUUGGGGUCGCGAAGUGAAUGCCAUAUCGUAUCGCCUUGUCAUUCUCUCACGUAAGAGCGUUCCACCAUUUGCGCAUUGCUCUGUUUUCAUUUCAUUUUGUGAAUCCCGGGGAGUUCGGGGAUUCUUCUCCAGGACGUGA